CUUUAAUUGCAUGUGAAUCUCAAGGAGCAAUUUUGACUGAAAUUCGCCACAAGAUGCGGCCGCCCAAGUAUUUGAAUCACCUUGAUGCCCUGCCGACUGGUUGACCUUAAGCGCUUCCCAUUAUUAACUACCUUUCGUCUCAUCCUCCCGCUAUAACUGUGAAGCAACACCAAUCAAUAUUCAGAGGUCUUGAACAAAAGUAACGCCAUGUCCAAUGUCAACAAAAGACGAUCUGGAAAGAUGUCGCCUAAGUCCUCCAGCAAUGAUGAUUUCGUGGAAUACUUCAAAAAUCUGAGACUUGAAACGGAGAACUGGCAAAAUUCUCGAAUAUCCGGUAGCCGCACCACAAAAGAAAAGGCAUCAAGAGCCAUAUCCGCAUGCCUGGAUGGUGCCGCCAAAUCCUUCCCCUCUUUUGCCCCUUCCAAAGCAAAGGCGAAGACCAAUCUCCUUCAUAUGAGAAAUGUCUUCGGCAAAAAGGGCUACGACGACCAGAAAGAGGCUAUCCUGAACCACAUAUGGCCUCUUUCGACAUUCUGCAGCAAAAUUCCACUCGCCGGUAGUCUUGGAACCAAUGCCGGCUUGGUCGCGCUAAGCUGCCUCACUGAGUGCCAAUCAUGGCUAAUGUCAGAUGGAUUUAUGCUUGAGACGAACCUGUUACGGACUUCCGAUGGUCCAACAACACGCAUCACAAAUCAUAGUGGUAUCCGUGACCAUCAGGAAAGUAACUUUGUGGAUGCUGAUAAUAUCCAUGGUGAGACUGAGGUUCAGAACGGAGAUGAAAAAGUAACCGUUCGCAAGUCGAGACCGAGGAUCCCAUCAGGAAUUACGUCAAUGCCAACUGAUGCAUCCAUUGGUCUGCUUGAAUCCAUCUCCAACGUCCUCCGCUGGACCUUUUCCAUUAUUCAUUACCCUUUUCAGUAUAUACUUGUGGUCUACCUCAGUAUAUACCUAACUGGAUGGGCCAUUUCGUGUUUAGAUUACAGAUUUAGAGAGGUGGUCUGCAAUCAACGACAACUGGCUUUUGUGUUCGGAGAAUACUGCAUUCCCAAUGAAGGCCCUGAACCACAGGUGAUUGGCUUCUCCAAAACAGCGGAGGCGCAAGGGCAACUCGGUAUAGUUGCCACCUACGCAGGAGAAGGUGCAGGCCUAGCGCUCUGUAUGAAGAGCAACGAGCAUGCUCUGAGGGACCUCACAGCGAGAGCGAGGACUAGUAAUUUGGAUAACAAAGAGAUCAUGUCACACCAGCUGGAAUUGCUUUUAAGCAAAACAAAGCCCUUGCCCAGGAAGCUCUCCCAACUCAGCGCACAAGUCAGCUCAGUACUCGAUGUUAUCAUUGCUAGUGAUUACUAUGCAAUAAAGAGACUUGGCUCCAUCCAAGCUUCGCGUAACUCAAUUCUCCUAACGACGCUUGCUGUGGUCGAUCCAUUAUGUGUUUUCCACAAUGGAACCAUGCUCGCUGCGGACGAGGCUGAUUUGAAGAAAACAUUCAUUGCUGUAACUAGCUCUACUGUUAAGAGCCUUCCUCGUCUCAUCACCCAUACUGAGUCUCUGGCCCAAGACCUCGGACAGGUGGAAAACACUCUCCUAUCAAUAAAAGACCUUGUCAAGGAAGAAAAUUGCACUGGCAAGGGGCAGGUCCCGUCGGAGCUGCAAAGCUUCCCCCUCGUCAGGUUAUGGAACAAAGUGAGAGGUGAAGAGGGCCGGGUUAUGGAAGCAUUCAGGAACCAUUCGACUCUCCUCGGUGAUAUUACCCAGUAUUAUGAGCACGCUCUGAGUGUUGUGAAGCUUGUUUUGGUCACCUUAUACCAGAUCCAAUACGAUAUGGAGGGAUUUAGGGACUUACAUGCUCACCAAGCAUUUUGGAUUGAUGAUACGCCACUUGAAGUCCAUAUGAAUAUCCUUCGAAUGGCGGUGACGAGGCUGAACGAGGAAAGGUGGACAUUGGAUGCAAGCGGCACGAGAGAGAUCGAAUUCGCCGGAUAG
Molecule: messenger RNA, 1983 nt
Organism: Aspergillus calidoustus
Lineage: Eukaryota; Fungi; Ascomycota; Eurotiomycetes; Eurotiales; Aspergillaceae
Source: the annotation of a GenBank genome assembly